AUGAAAACCCACUCAGAAGAGCGGCCACACCGUUGCAGCGUGUGUGGAAAGAACUAUCUCUUCAGCUCCCAUCUCACUAAUCAUAUGAAAACCCACUCAGGGGAGCCGCCACCCCGUUGCAGCGUGUGUGGAGAGGACUUUGUUAACAUCACCAAACUGAAAAGGCACAUAAGGCAUCAUGACCGGCCACACAGUUGCAGCAUUUGUGCAAAGAGUUUUGCCACCAGUUGGAGACUCAAAAUCCAUAUGCUGAUUCACACGGGAGAUCGGCCACACAGUUGCAGUGUUUGUGGAAAGGGAUUUGUCACCAGUGGCCAUCUCUAUCAGCAUAUGCACAUUCACACGGGAGAACGGCCACAUAGUUGCUGCGUGUGUGGAAAGGACUUUGUCACCAAAAAACAAUUGAACAGGCACAUGAUGUUUCAUACAGGAGAGCAGCCACACAGUUGCAGCAUGUGUGGAAAAGGAUUUGCCACCGGCUUCAACCUCAAAGUCCAUAUAAGGUUUCAUACGGGAGAGCGGCCACAUAGUUGCAGCGUGUGUGGAAAGGACUUUGUCACCAAAAACCAGUUGAAUAUUCACAUGGUGUCUCAUACAGGAGAGUGGCCUUACAGUUGCAGCCUGUGUGGAAAAGGAUUUGCUAACGGCUUCGACCUCAAAGUCUAUAUGAGGAUUCACACGGGAGAGCGGCCACACAAUUGCAGCGUGUGUGGAAAGGAGUUUGUCACCAAAACGAAAUUGAAAAGGCACAUGAUGUCUCAUACAGGAGAGCGGCCACACAGAUGCAGCGUGUGUGAAAAAGGAUUUGCCACUGGCUUUGACCUCAAAGUCCAUAUGUGGUUUCACACGGGAGAACGGCCACACAGUUGCAGCGUGUGUGGAAAAGAUUUUCCACCAGCUUCGACCUCAAAAUCCAUAUGA
Molecule: messenger RNA, 921 nt
Organism: Dreissena polymorpha
Lineage: Eukaryota; Metazoa; Mollusca; Bivalvia; Myida; Dreissenidae
Product: zinc finger protein 239-like
Exons: 1
Coding region: 1-921 (306 amino acids)
Biological process (GO): regulation of transcription by RNA polymerase II
Cellular component (GO): nucleus
Molecular function (GO): RNA polymerase II cis-regulatory region sequence-specific DNA binding; DNA-binding transcription factor activity, RNA polymerase II-specific
Source: RefSeq, a predicted model, not a curated record